Messenger RNA from Apus apus (common swift), 3935 nucleotides. RefSeq names its product ninein-like protein. Gene Ontology annotation, cellular component: centrosome. The coding region runs from base 1426 to 3486 and encodes 686 amino acids. Gene Ontology annotation, biological process: microtubule anchoring at centrosome. NCBI's taxonomy places the organism in Eukaryota, Metazoa, Chordata, Aves, Apodiformes, Apodidae. The transcript has 15 exons. The record is from RefSeq and is a predicted model, not a curated record.
UGGGCCCCGUCCUCUGGUCGCACGGGGGUGUGCUCCCCCUUGGGACGCCGCAGGUGCUGGUGUCUACACGCGCGGCCUGUCUUGCCCGUGCAGAGCCCACAUCCAGGCCCGGGAAGGCCCCGGGCACUCGGGUUGGCUGGCGGUCGGACCCUGUUGCCUCUGCGGCGGGUUCCGGCGUGUCACAGGAGGGCUGGUAAACCGGAGCUCCAGACCAGUCAGUUGAACGAGGUUUAGAGUGUCACACCACAGAGACCAGAGGAGAAUAACCCAUCCUUUUCAUCAGGCAGUGCCCUCUCCAGGUCUCCCUUUAUGUCGUGCAAGCAGCUGGGAUCUAGUUUUCACAGAGCUGCGUCUCUGGGUUUGCUGUUGGGCAGAGGAUUUGGGUGUGGGCAUACUGUACCCCAUUAUACUUCAUUCCCAUCUGGGAUUUUAGCAGGAUUUGCAUCUUCAUAUUUUCCCCUUUUUUGUCUCCUCCAACAACGUUUUUUUCACCCUUGAACAGAGGGCAGAUUUAACCAUCCUCCCACCAUGGGUACCCUGGGUGAUUGGCUGAUCUCUGAACAAACCCUUAAGCUUUUGUUGGAGAAGGCUCUCUUCUGCAUGGCAGGGCAGUCGCCCGAGGCCUGGGCUAAAAUGUUUGACAUGGUAAAUUGAAGCUGUUAAAAAACACAAACAUUUCCAGUCCCAGCACGUCUGAGGGGGCCUGGGUGGGUCAGGCUGAGUUCUUCACAUGGGUUGUUCCCAUUCUGUUUGUGAACAGAUAGGUCAGGAGCUGCAUGUUUAAGCAGAACUGGCAGGUUUGCAGGGUGUGACUCCUGCCUUGGGACAGACUGUGGCUGAUGCUCUUCCCUCAUUUUUCUUAUCACAGAACCUGAAGGCAAACAAAGAAAGCGAUAACGCCUUUGUGAUCCUGCCGGUGGAGACACACGUGUCAGAAGAGAGUGUGCAAGGAAGCAGUCUGUCCCUCCAGCCAAGCUGCGUGGGCCCACAUCUCUUCUCCAACAUCUGCAGCAUUAAAUGUGUCAAGCCUGAAAUUUUCAUUGUCCUCUGAGCCCUGGAAGAACUUAGAGGAGGUUCUCAAGGUCUCUCGUGCUGCCUUUUCCAAUGGUGGUGGGUGAAGUGAGCAGCAAGGCCUUUCAGCAAGCAGCCAUCCAGGCUGGAAGGAGCGCUUGCAGUCAGGUUCAUGGUGGGAUGGCCACUCUAGGGCUGGUGAAAAUCCAGGGUGGAUGUGAUCUAAGCAUCUCCGUGAGAUGGGGGUGGAUCUCUGAAAGACUGGAGGGUGGUCAGAUGGUGUUACAACAGGAGUCACGUUGGCACUGUUAGAAGUGGCAGAAAGUGAUUUCAGUCAGUGCUGUCCUUGCAGAGACUGAGUAACCACACGGAGCAGGUGAGCCUGGAAGAACUGCACCUUUGGACAGCACACACAUGGUCCCCAGGAGUAGGCUUCAGCGUGCAGCUGUCACCUCCUAUGGAUACAAACUGCAGUGCCUCAGGAUCCAGGUGAUGCAGAUUGCCAGGGAGAGGGACAAGGCGAGGCUGGACUUGGAGAACGUGGAGAGACGCUGCCUGCAGCUUGGCAGGGAGUUGGACAAGCAGUACGUCGCUCUCGAGGUCACCCAGAGCAAGCUCAAGGAUGUUCAUGCAGAAAUAGAGGCAAAAGAGCUGCUUUUGCAGCAAGCAGUCAAUCACCAAAUGAAGCUGGAGGCUGAUACACAGUUCCUCCAGGGCAAAGAGGCCAGCCUUCAAGGGAGACUGGACCACACAAUGAAGGAGAACACUCAGCUGCAAAACAAGGUCAGGGAGAUGGCUGAGAAACUGGCGGCCUCUGAGGAGCUGGUGUUGGAUCUGCAGAAGGAACUCAGCUGCCGUGUGAAGGACAAGCUGGGCCAGGUGGAGCCCGAGAGCCUAGAGCUCCUGAACCAGAGCGAGAGCUUUGCAGAGAUUGUCCAGGAGUACGAGCAGCAGUGCCAGGUGCUGUGGGACCAGAAUGGAAUGCUGCAGAGGGAGCUGGAAAGGCUGCGUCUCCAGCUACAGGAGAGCAGGGCUGAGUGGGGGCUGCCAGCAGGAGGCUUGCCCUCAAAGGGCUCCUCUCUGCCAGUGUGCUGCUCUCCCAGCCCUUUGGUUCCCACUUCUGCGUGCACAGAGAUGCCACUCUCAAUGGAGCAGCUCCAAGAGCAGCUGCAGGAUAUGAAGUUACAGCUGGAAACCAAGAUAAACUAUUAUGAGGAGGAAAUCAAGUUAAUGAGGGAAAACUUUGAGAGAGAGAGGAAGGACAGUGAGGAAAGCUUCAAGGCUGAGAUGGACAAAAUGGAAGACCAGAAAAGAGACCUACAAGAAACAAUUGCGAAGUACUGGGCUGUAAUUGGUAGCAUGAAACAGCAAAAAUGUGCGUGGAGCCUACAGCUGGAGGAGAGCUUUGAGAUGGAGCAGGCUAGAGUGGGACAACAGCACCCUGAAGAUAUUUACCAUCCAGGGCAGCAGCUGGGCCAGCAGGGAGAAGAGCAGAGGACGCACCGCAGGGGCAGAAACAACCUGAGGGGAGAGCUGUGCUGGCUGCUGGAGGAGAACAGCUUGCUGAAAAGUCAACUUGAGAGACUCCAGCAAGAGCUGAGGCUAGCAAAGGAGAAGGGCACUGAACACAAAGAGAAGCACACCAGUGAGUUGGGCAGAGAGAAGGUGGAGGAGCUGGCUGAAAUAGCAGAGUUAAAAGCAUCGAGUGAGAAGAACAAGGGGGAGGUCUCCCACCUGAAUGUGAAGAUGCAUCAGCUGGGCUGUGAACUCAAUGAGCACACAGGCAGCCAUGGGACUGGCUGUGGCACUGUCCAGCUGCAGAGCCAGAGGCUUAUGGAGGCUGAGUGGCCACGAGGAGCAGAGACAGCCACAAGGUUGGAGCACCACCAGCACCAUGCAGCACACUGGAUGGAGACAGAGCUGCUCCGUCAGCAACUCAAGGCCUCACAGGACAAGCUCUUGGAAGCCAAGGCAAGCCUGAGCCUGGCCCAGACUCAGCAUGCUCUGCAGUUGAAGCAGGCCAAGGCCCAGAUGAACAACAUGGUGCCAAAGAAACAGUUUGAGCAGCUGCAAAAGAGCUUGAGACAGGAACAGUGCAAGGCUCAGCAGCUCCAGGAAAACAUCCACCUGCAGGCUGAGCAGACAUGCAGGCAGCUGGUCAGGACCCAGGAGGAACAUGAGCGUCUGCUGCAGGCAGCUGUAGAGCAGGCAGAGGGACUGGAGCACAAUCUGAGGAGUGCUGAAGCUGCACUGGCAGAGAGGGUAGCUCAGCUCAAAGAUGCCCAGGCCCAGCUCUCCCGGAACAAACUGCUGAUUGAAGACCUCCGUGAGGAGAAUAGGGGGCUUGCAGUGGCCCUGCAGGUGGCUGAGCUGAAGCGGAAGAGCAUGGAGGAGAAGAAUCAGCUGUUGGAGGAGCAAGCCUCAGCUCUGAAGCAGCUAAUUGGAAAAAUCACGCCAGCAUCUCUGAAUGGGUGAUGGGGCACCCACUGUGGCAGCCCUGCCUCUGGCCAGUGUCUGUGCGGUAUAGAAAGGGAGGUAGAGCUGGGCUGGGAAAUCAGCCUUGUCCUCCCUGGUCUUGCCAGGAUUUUCCUGGGUAGAAAGUCGAAAAUGGAGAAACCAGAGUCCUUUCAGGAAGUUGGUUCUGUGGAUAGCUGAAUGUUUCUACUGAAAGCACUAAUUUUGGUGCUUUUCAUAGUGGCCAGAGAGUGCUGUUUGAAGUCAGGUCUGUCUCAGGGCAGCCAUCCCUGCAUUGCAACAUAAGCCUGCACCCUGGCAGCAUGUUUGGUGGUGGUGUGGAUGUUCCUUCUCUGCAGAGGGUUGCUGAUGGGGCCAUGCUGUUAUGGCUGGAAAGCCAGGGCAGGAGGGCUUGCAGGUUCCUGUGUCUGGAAAGCUGUGGCAUUAAAAUGUUUGCAUUUGGCACCUCC